GCGGCGAGCGGACUCCGCCGCCGCCUGCCCCGCGUCCUCGCCGUGACCCCGACGGGGUGCUUCGCGCGCCGCUGCUGCCUCCCGGGCAGCUCUGAGGAGCGCAGCCAUGCCAUGGACGCGGUGAGCUUGGAGUGCCGCCCCCGGCCGACGCCCCCGCCCCCGCGGGACCAGCAGCCACGAGCCGCCCGCACUCCCGACGACGCCCAGCCCGCCAUGGCGCUCACGGCCACGGCCCCCGCGGCCGCCGCCGCCCCUAGCCCGCCGCUGCCGAGGUCGCCGUCGCCGGCCUCACGCCGCUCCAGCAGCCCCGUGCAGACGUCGCCGCCGUCGGCACGCAAGCUCCGCCCCUUCUCGAUCGAGUCCCUCAUCGCCUCGACCAGCCUCCGCGACCGGGACCACCCCAGCCAGGUGAGCGUGCUGUGCCGGCUGGGGGUCAGCGAGGACGCCGGCGGCGACAGGACGGCGCCCCUGGACCUGGUGGGCGAGCGCAGCGCCGACGAGGACGAUGACGCCAGGGACAACCCGUUCGUCGUGGACUACAGCAGGAAGAUGGUCAACAACAACUCGCUGCCGCAGCCGCUGCUGCACCCCGCGGGCCCCGCCGGCCUGCCCCCGCACGUGCUGCCCGGGGUGCCGGGUGGGCUGCCCGGGGGCCUCCCCGGUGGGCUGCCGGGCGGGCUGCCGCUCGCGCUGCUCUACCACUCGUGGCUGCCGCUGCACUUCCUGCAGGACCAGCAGCAGCAGCAGCCGCCCCACCCCUUCCCCUCCUACGGCCUUGGCUCCUUCGGCGGGCUCAGGCCGCAGGACGGCUCUCCCCCGGGCCUCCCUGGCCUCGGCCCGGUCUCGGCCUCCGCGUCCAGCCCGUCGCCCGCCCUCUCCGGGGACGAGUCGCUGUCCAGCGGACCAGGAUCGCCCGUCCACGACCUCUCCAAGUGCGGCCCAGGUAAGCGAUCACAGCGUGUGUCUCUCACGUCCUUCCCGAGGAGAGCCAGGAGGACCCGAGGGGGGAAAAUGAUUCCCUCCCCUGGGGGGCUCAGCGAGAGCACAAUGGGGGAGGGGAAGGGGGUUGUUGGUGGUCACACAUCAGUAGCCGUUGAGCCAGGGAGAAGCAAACAUCAUAAAUCUGCGGGGGCAUUCCGCCAGGCCAGCUCAAGGGACUGGACCAAGGGAGGGAAGGUAAACACCCCCGCCCACCACAGAGCGCGCGGCGGCGGCCCCAAACGCGGCCCCACCCCCCAAGUCCCCCGCCGCGCCGCGGACGAGACCUGCACCGUAAAAGCCAACAAAUCGAAUACAUUACCGCGAGCGCGCGGAAGCAUUGACUGGGAAUAAUGUGAAUAUAAAUGUGAAUCCGUUCUUUGUGUGGACGCGUGUCGACAGGCCACCUGGGAGGCAAACGGAUCCCUACGCCCCCACGCUUCCUGGGCGCCUCAUUCAUAGCGAGAAUGGGGCGCUUUCGCAGUAAAACCU
Molecule: messenger RNA, 1470 nt
Organism: Frankliniella occidentalis (western flower thrips)
Lineage: Eukaryota; Metazoa; Arthropoda; Insecta; Thysanoptera; Thripidae
Product: translation initiation factor IF-2-like
Exons: 2
Coding region: 112-1332 (406 amino acids)
Source: RefSeq, a predicted model, not a curated record